CACAGAGCAGGGGAGCGUUUGCUUAUGGAUUGAGCCAUUCUUAAAGCUGCUGUCGGGCUGUCUUAGGCACUUGGAGCAAGGGAUUCCUUCCAACCUGGGCCACUUGGGGUGGGCUGGGGGCGGCCCCAGGGCAGGUGGCAGUGUGUGCAAAGGCCCUUUGUGACACGGUGCAGCAUGGUCACCAUGGGAUGGAAUGGGACAGGGUGUCCCAGGGCCCUUUGUGACACGUGCUGACAUAGGUGCUGGUGGUGACGCGGCCACGCCACAGUGCUCGGAGCACGCGACGGGAUAGGACAGGACAGAGCGGUGCUGUGAGGAGCCCCCGCACAGCGCGCUUGUUCUUUGCUGACCCGGAGCCUUUCCGAGGCGUUUACCUGUGCAGGUGCCCUCGAGGCCAGACCAUAGGACUUGGUGACCCGUGGCCUUCCUGAGGCUUCUCUUCUGCAGGUGCCCUCGAGGGCAGACCAUGGGACUUGGUGCCCCGGAGCUUUUCUAAGGCAUCUCCCAUCCCUGUGGCCGGUGCCCUCGAGACCAGACCGUGGGACUUGCUGUCCUUGCUUCCCAAGACUUCUCUCUUGAAGGUGCCUUGAAGGCACGACUGCAGGACUUGCUGACCCGGAGCUUUUAAGAGGCACCUCUCCUGCAAGUAGCCUUCAAUCCGGUCAGUGACAUGGAGCAGAGACCCCCAACCAUGCCCAAGCUGGCCUGGGUGAAUGAGGAUGAAGAAGGCCCUGGAGCUGUCCCAGAACAGCAGCUAGAAGAGGUGGAGCAGUUCCAGCCACCACAGGAGGGUGAGUGGCAGAGCUAGGCCACAGGGCUGGUGCCUUCAAGGCACAACUGCAGGACUUGAUGACCUGGAACUUUUUGGAGGCGUAUCUCUGCAAGUACCCUUCAAUCCAGUCAGUGACAUGGAGCAGAGACCCCCAACCGUGCCCAAGCUGGCCUGGGUGAAGGAGGAGGAGGAAGAAGGCCCUGGAGCUGCCCCAGCACAGCAGCUAGAAGAGGUGGAGCAGUUCCAGCCACCACAGGAGGACCCAGCCGUGGACCCGACACAAGAGCACGACCCCGCCCGUGGCCGCUUCCGCAGAACAGCGCAGAUGGUUUGCAAAUUCAUCAGGAGCAUUCGGGAGAAAGAGACCAGCGUCAUGGGCACUGGGGUCAUACCAUACUCAGAGGUCUUCAAAUACGAGACCAGUGCCGCCCUGCUGGAUUUGCUUGUGAAGCAGGGUGUUUCCAGUCCAGAGCAAGUAAGCAGCAUGUGGCCAGGGUUCAGUUCCCCCAGGAGUCACAUGGCUUGCCAAGCCACGCCUGCUGGUCACUUUAAGCCUUUGAGGCCAUCCCAGUGUGGUGGGAAGGGAAGCAGUUCUCUGGGGAAGCUGGGGGACAUUACUCCCUGUGGCAGCUUCCAGCUCUCCCCGUACCUUCUCCAGGUGCCUGCCAUGGUGAGGUUCAUCCACCGAUGGCUCAUGGCCAAUGAGCCUGCUGAGCACAGGCUGGACAAUACCCUGCUGGAGCUGACAGAGGCACAGCCAGCUGAUGUAGUCAUGACUCUCCUGCGUGUGGCCCCAUUGUGUGACAGGUAUGGGGCCCACCUGCCCAAAGGGCUCAGGGCUCACCAGCCCAUCACCCUGUGGAGCCUGUCUCCCAGGCGCGUGACAAACGGAGAGUUCCAGGGCCCUCUGGCUCCUCCAUUUUCCAGCCGUGGCAUGUCAGCCCCCAAGCCUGCUGCCAUGCUCCCUCCCUGCCCCUCAGGGGCCGGUGCCCACAGGGGUGGGCUGCCUGGGUGCUGCUGGUGAAGGGCCGUGGGCAGAAGCAGAGCUGGCAGUCAGCCCGGGCCCCUACAGCUGCCCAGGCCACGGUGCUGUGGCUGACACCCCCCGACACAGAGUUCUGACCCCACAGAGCUGCUGCGACCAUGUGGACGACAAUCAUGUCCUCGCCCAGGACUGCGGAGCUGGCGCAGCUGCUGCUCCUCGAUGUGCUGGGGAGCUGGCCAGAGCACAGCAUGCGCACCUCCGAUGGCGACGACACAGAUGUCUUUGCCCUGGCUGUGAGUUUCUGGAACUGGCCUUUGCUCGCCCCCAGGCCACCUUCCAUCAGCUCUCCAUCCUCCUGCCCCCACUGCGUCUCCCUGCCUCAGGCGCUGGGCUGAAACCUGGGCUAGGGGCAGGUUCAGGGGCACCAGGCCAGGUGCUCCGCCUACGUCUCCCCUGGCCUCCCCCUUCCAUGCUCUGGCCCUGCCACGUGGACGCCUUGGCACUGGGCGCUGUCUCAGGGUGGUUUGUCCUUUGCAGGCAACUGUGGUGAUGUGGAAGAUCCUCCAGGUGCCCUGUGUCCCACACGUACUGAUAUUCUUUUUCCCCCGCCUCUUUGCGCAUCUCCUCUUCCAAGUGUACUUCAGCACAUUGGAUACGCCAGAGGAGGUCAAUACCUUCUGGAAGGGAUGCCAGGAGGAACACGGCCUUGCCACCAA
Molecule: messenger RNA, 2473 nt
Organism: Corvus hawaiiensis (hawaiian crow)
Lineage: Eukaryota; Metazoa; Chordata; Aves; Passeriformes; Corvidae
Exons: 3
Coding region: 909-1796 (295 amino acids)
Source: RefSeq, a predicted model, not a curated record